This is a messenger RNA of Archocentrus centrarchus (flier cichlid), 2324 nucleotides long. It is a transcript of the gene irx4b, whose product is annotated as iroquois homeobox 4b. Gene Ontology annotation, cellular component: nucleus. NCBI's taxonomy places the organism in Eukaryota, Metazoa, Chordata, Actinopteri, Cichliformes, Cichlidae. Gene Ontology annotation, molecular function: DNA-binding transcription factor activity, RNA polymerase II-specific; RNA polymerase II cis-regulatory region sequence-specific DNA binding. Bases 334 to 1572 code for a protein of 412 amino acids. The record is from RefSeq and is a predicted model, not a curated record. Gene Ontology annotation, biological process: regulation of transcription by RNA polymerase II; neuron differentiation; cell development. The transcript has 6 exons.
ACAAACUGGCUUUGGAUUGUAAGAGAGCAGGGACACUUUAAAAAGCAGCAGCAGCCACCGCCCGCUGAAUGAGGUGGAACAGCAAGUGAAGCCAAGAAGUUACUUUAAAAGUCUGUUAGUGGUGGUGCGUAAAAUGGAAGCGGUGCGUAAAUGUCUGCCUGUACUCUUUUGGACGAGAUGGUAGAUGAAAUACAAUUUUUUAAAACUGGAAAGUUGACCGGAAAGUAUCUCUGAACUAGUGUCAGGGGCAAAAAUCUGCGUUUGGCACGGAUGCUGCUGGACGUCGCUCCACGUCUGCGCUCCUUUUAUUUCCUCUUUGGUCACAUUUGAACCAUGGCUUACUCUCAGCUUGGAUACUCCUACUCCACCACGCCACAGUUUCUGAUGACUUCAGGCUCCCUGGCCGGCUGCCUGGAGCCGGGAACUCCCCCGUCCCACCCGGUGCUGCGCUCCCCGGGCCACCAGCUCACCCCAGGAACUGGCAUCGGGGUCUACAGCGGCCCGUAUCCAAAGAGCCAGGGCUAUUACAACACCUGCGCUACGGACGCCGCUCUCUAUUCCAGAGGGCCACUAGAUCACAAAGAAGGAGCUGCAUCUGUGCAUGUGGGGACAUCUCAGACCCCUGCCUAUUAUCCUUAUGAAUACACGUUUGGGCAAUAUCCUUAUGACAGAUAUGGUUAUUCCUGCUCAGACGGCGCUUCACGGCGUAAAAAUGCCACCCGAGAGACCACCAGCACUCUGAAGGCUUGGCUGCAGGAGCACCAGAAGAACCCCUACCCAACUAAGGGAGAGAAAAUAAUGCUUGCUAUCAUCACCAGAAUGACACUUACACAAGUGUCUACGUGGUUUGCAAAUGCACGCAGGAGAUUGAAAAAGGAGAACAAGGUGACGUGGUCACCACGGGCUUGUAAAAGCUCAGAUGACCGAAGCUGUGAAGAUGACAGUGAUGAAGCUGAGAAGCCACUUAAAAGUGACAAGGAGCUCCCUGAGCAACAGUGUGCAGACCUACAGAGUGAUCUUGAGGACUUUGACCUCCUGGAGUCAGAUGCUUCUGACUGUGAUCCGAAGCCACAGUUUCUACCUGAGGACGAUGAAGCAAACCCAAACACAGAGCUCCCUCGUGUGCAUCUUGCACACAACCCAGAUCCACUGCGCAGAAAAGAGAGACUGUCCCCCAACUGCCCCAAACUCACAGCGGUCCAACACCAAAACAGCUCCUUCUAUCUUAAUGCAGACCUUCAAAGCACAGACACCAAGCCCAAAAUUUGGUCCAUCGCUCACACUGCUGUGUCUUUGGAUGCCAGCUUGCAGUCAGAGUACCCACCGUGUAUGCUGUCGUCAACCGGGUCUUCCUCACCCGGGUACCCAACUAACAUGGCACUCACCAAGACAGAAAGGCAACAGGAAUCUCCAGUCGCCACACUCAGAGAAUGGGUGGAUGGAGUUUUCCAUGGCCCUCCGUUCCAACAGCCCAAACCAGCUGAGGUGUGGAAAGGCCUAAAUGAAGCUGCGAUAGAAAACAGAACACCUGGACAGUCCUUUGAAAUUGGUCAGUCUGCAUCAGCUUUGUAGUCCACCAACACGCCACCAGAGGAGAGACUGACUGUGCCACUUAAAGUGAAUAUCGAUAUUUUGACUGUGUGACAUGAUCAGCUGACCGUUCACUAAGAGCCACCCCCUGUUUGCUUGUUGAGGUUUUCAUUCUAUUUUAAGGCAAAAGCAGGAAGACAACAACUGUUGAUUUUGCAGGCUAGAAGACAGCGGGUAAAGUUUUAUGCUCAGAGUGAAAAGCCAGCAUCAUCACCAGCUGAUUAUCCAGGCUGAAGCAUGCUAACAAUUGUAGCUUAAGUUAAAGCAGUUUCAUGCCUUGUUACGCUGUUUUUCGUGUGUUUGGGGGCCUGGAAAGGCUUAAGAAAAGACACACACACAUUCUUUAUAUACAGAAAACUGCUUUUACUAAAGACCCAUACACACUGCUUCAGCAAAUCCAAAGCCUGGCAGAGCUGCUGUGCUUAGUCACAGUUGCUAAGCUAUGACUGGAAAAUUAUUUGAUUGAAGGGAUCUGGUGAACGGUCAGUUAUCAGUGUAUGAUUCUACUGUGGCAAUUUAAUAUUCAUGUGCUCUCUUACAACUUACAGACUCUUGUGGACUUCAUCAAUGAUCAGUUGUCACUGCACACUUCCCUGCUCCAAGGCUGUAUGGUUCACACACAUGAAAAAUAUACAGUAUUGUACACUUGCACUAUAGCCUGCACAUGCACUGAGUCACAGAAAUAAAAAAGCGUGUUCUUUAGCAUGGCAAAGUUCUCUGAGUGUGCCCUUAUA